Molecule: messenger RNA, 7618 nt
Organism: Brassica napus (rape)
Lineage: Eukaryota; Viridiplantae; Streptophyta; Magnoliopsida; Brassicales; Brassicaceae
Exons: 3
Coding region: 262-1623 (453 amino acids)
Source: RefSeq, a predicted model, not a curated record
AUUCACUUUUGUGAGUGGAGGCUGUUGAAACACGUUUUCUUUAAAGCAAUCUUAUCCUAUUAUAUCUCUUUUUUAGCUCGUUUGCUUAAAAAUUAAGAUACUCUGAGUGUUUUUUGGCUUUGUUCUUCAAGCAUUCAUUUCUAGGUAGUUGGGAAAAUAAUUCUCGGCGAGGGUUUAUUAAUCGAUUCACAAGAUGUCUGUAGCAAUGGAUAGGGCGCUUAUGGCUUUAUCUCUGAUGAAGAAGAAGAGGAGCCCUUUACUAUGCCAGAUCGGCUGGGGUUCACCUCGAUUGAAAAAAAUCGGCUCAGUUUUAUGGGGAGAUCUCUUAACCCUGAGUGCCAACGGAUGGCAGGGCUUAUCAUUACUAUGCCACAUAAAUGGCAAAAGGAAGGGAAAGUUAGAGGAAUCGCCUUAUCUCAAGAGAGAUUUCAGUUUAUCUUCAACUCGGAGCACGAUCUUUUAGAUGUGUUGGAGAAAAGGGUUCAGACUUACAAUGAAUGGCCGAUGGUGCUGGAGAGAUGGGUGGAAUAUCCUCCGGAAGACUAUCUUCAGUUCAUUCCGCUGUGGGUCAGGAUUAGGAACAUUCCGGUCGACUACUAUACGACUGAAGCUCUCACAACUCUGGGAGAUAUGGUGGGGAAAACAAUGGUGGUAGCUUUUGAUCCUCUCAAACCUGUGACUCAGGAUUAUAUUCGGGUCCAAGUUCGUUUCAAUGUGGCCAAUCCUCUGAAGACUUGCAGAGUUCUUAACGUCAAGGGAGGGAAAACAACUAUCAUCCAUUUCAACUAUGAGAACAUCCAAAAGAGGUGUUUCACCUGUAAGCGCUUAAGCCAUGAGAAGAGAAUAUGUCCUAUUGUAAUAAGAAAGCGUCAGGAGCAAGCUCAAGGUAGGAGGAACCUAGCAGUGGUGCCGGUUCCUAGAGCUCCAGUGGUGCCGGUUCCUAGAGCUCCAGUGGUGCUUAAUAAGGAUGAUCCCUUAUGUGGGCUUUUUGAGGAAGAGCAGGUGGGUCUGGAUCCUCUCUCGGGAAGACCAAAAAUUGCUAAGGAAGUUUUGGAUGAGAUGAGAAGAUACCUGCUUGCUGAGACUGGUGAAAACAGAGCUGUGAAGAUUGAUAGGAUAAGAGGCACAGUCAAGGAAGCGGAAGCAGAUCCAAUUGCUCAACGUGCUGUUCUACGGUUGGAGCCGGCCCCUGUGGUUACUAGUGAUCUUAACAGAGGGAAAGGUCUGGUCUUCGAUUAUGAUGAGAAAUCUCAGAGGAAGGUGGAUUUCGAUCUUAACGCUAAUCCUAAUAAGCUGAUGGCUGGAGCCUUUAAAGCGUUCAAGGCUUCUCCGGCGACAAGUGUUCCGAUCUUGGAUUUAAGCACUGGUGAGGAAUCCAGUUCUGCUAGUGAUCAUAGGUUUUUCUCUGAUAGUUCAACGGUAUUCCACUCUGGUUAUCUGAGGCCUGGAACCUCCGGAACUAUUAGUAGGAAACCAAGGGUCCGCAGACGUCCUCCAAAAGGGGUUCGCAAAGCCUCUUCUUUGGCAUUAGUUACCCGCUGCCAGGAGCCAGAGGAGAAUAGAAGAGAAGGGAAACAUGAAGAGGGCAGUAGAAAGAUGAAGAAAGUGAUGGAGGACACAUGAAGUAGGUCAAACUCUAAGGCGCAAUGCCUUAACGUGGUCCCGCGUGAGGGAUCGCCCAACGUCCAAUGAGCAUCAUGAGUUGGAAUUGUCAGGGCUUGGGGUGGCCUCAAGGACUGACAAUUCAACGUCUUCGGGAGAUGCGUAAAAAACACUUUCCGGAGAUCCUUUUUUUGAUGGAAACGAAAAAAUCUAAGGAUGUUUUGGUUGAUAUUCAGGUUUGGUUGGGAUAUGACCGAGUGUAUACUGUUAAUCUUGUUGGGUUCAGUGGGGGGGGGGGGGGGUUGGCUCUUUUUUGUAAGAAAAAUAUAAAAAUGGAUGUAAAAUUUGCGGAUAAAAAUAUUUUGGACUGCUUGGUUCAAUAUGGGAAUCAUACCUUUUUCUUAUCUUGUAUAUAUGGUGAACCUGGCCAUGAUGGUCGUGAUGUCGUUUGGGAGAGGCUCUCUCGUAUUGGUGUAAAUAGAAAAGAGCCUUGGUGUCUUAUUGGGGACUUCAAUGAGAUCUUAAACAAUGGAGAAAAGACAGGGGGGACUAGAAGAGCGGAAGCGUCCUUUCAACCCUUCGCGGAGAUGCUGAGGAGCUGUGAUAUGGUUGAGCUGACAAGUAAGGGUGAUAAUCUCACUUUGGGAGGGAAGAGAUGGAACAAAUGGAUCCAGUGUUCUUUGGACAGAAGUUUUGGAAAUAAAGCUUGGCACCAUACCUUUCCCUCUUCCAAUCAAACCUUUUUGGACAAACGUGGUUCAUAUCACAGGCCGGUUUGGAUGAACUUUUUUGCCUCACCGCAAGCAUUUAAGGGCCAGUUCAGAUUCGAUAAGAAGUUUUUGAUGCAGCCGAAUGUUAAGAAAAAAGUUGGUAUUGCGUGGGCAUCAAAUCGAAAUGGGCGUUCAUCUUCUGUAUCUCAGAGAAUUCGGAGCUGUAGGAAUGCCCUUAGUAGAUGGAAGGAGCAAUCUGUCUUCAAUGCCUAGAAGAAGAUCCUUUUGCUUCAGGAAAGAUUGUAAUGGAUGCAAUCUCGAACCUACCCGUGUGCUUUCAUGGUCAACAACAUUAAGAGAGAUCUUUUAAAAGCAUACAGAGAGGAGGAGUUAUUUUGGCGGCAAAAAAGCAGAGAUAAAUGGAUGGUUUAUGGGGAUCGUUGCACCAAGUUUUACCAUUCUUCGGUCAAGACAAAUAGAUCCAAAAACCAGCUCUCAAAGCUGAUAGAUAAGAAUGGUAAAAUGCAGUGGUCGGAAGGAGCCAAAGCAGAAGUUGCAAACGACUACUUCACAGAUCUUUUCAAAUAAUCCAAUCCUAGGUCUUAUACUCCCGUGUUGGAAAGUAUGGAGCCUAAGGUGACAGUGGUGAUGAAUGCCUCUCUGAUCAGACCGGUCUCCAAAGAAGAAGUGAGAGAAGCUAUCUUCUCUAUUAAGCAUGAGAGUGCUCCGGGUCCUGACGGCAUGACAGGCUGCUUUUUUCAAAGAUUUUGGGAUGUGAUUGGGGAUGAAGUGACCAAAGAAAUCCAAGGCGUGUUUGUAUCUGGUACUAUACCACCGGAAUGGAACUUCACGUAUCUCUGUCUGUUGCCUAAGGUCAAAGACCCGGAGUACAUGAAGGACUUAAGGCCGAUCAGUCUUUGCUUUAAACUGUAUAAAGCGGUUUCAAAAAUCAUGGUGAGAAGACUCCAGCCUUUCCUUCAUGAGAUUGUGUCGGUUAAUCAAUCUGCAUUCGUAAGGGAUCGGAUCAUUUCGGAUAACAUUAUUAUGGCGCAUGAAGCUGUCCAUGGGCUGAGAACGCAUCAAAAGAUUUCUGAGGAGUGUAUGGCGGUGAAAACUGACAUGUCAAAGGCUUAUGACCGCGUCGAAUGGAGCUAUCUCAGGAGUGUACUGUUAGCUCUGGGUUUCAGCUUAAGUUGGGUUAAUCUGGUAAUGAUGUGUGUGGGCUCUGUCACCUUCUCUGUCCUCAUCAACGACCAGCCCUUUGGUCUGAUUAAUCCAUAGAGGGGGAUCCGACAGGGUGAUCCGUUAUCUCCUUUUUUGUUUGUGCUAUGCACCGAGGGGUUAACUCACCUGCUUAAUGCUGCGGAAAGAUCUGAUCAAUGGCAUGAGGUUUCUGGAGAACGGGUGUGAGACCCCCGAUCGUAGAUAACCGGAAAUGACACGGUCGAUGUUCCCUGAUGGUCGACCCGAGGUUCUCGAAAUAAAUUCGAUCGCCUUAGACCAACAGCCAAAGAACACAGACGCUCCUAUCGGAUAUUACUCUAGGCUUUUCAACCCAAUAGAGCAAUAUUCGAUAGUUAGUUCGUCCCGGACAAGAACUAAUAUCUUAUGAGAACUCGUGAUUUAUAAACAUCUUUUAUACAUUAUUUAUUUACUUUAAACAUCUUACAAAGUGUUAUAGUUUUAUCCUACGGCCUAUCGCCCAACAACGUUUUAAGUAAAUAUACAUCAAAAGGUACGUUGCAAGGACAACAAAAUACUACCGCUGGUUGGCCGCACCUUCUUGUAACGACCCGGUUUCUUAGCUGGUGAUUCUCGUUAAUUAAUUUGGUCUAAACCGAACUAGUUGCUUUAUGGUUUAAUUAAUUGUCUCAACCUUUCGUUUUGGUUUGACCAAGCUGGUUAGUUUAUCUUAGUUAAUUAUUGUUACCUAGCUAUAUAUAUUUAUUCGUAUGCAUCUCCUCCUUCUUCCCUACCCUAGCCGCACCCAUCUCCUUUUAUGGCGAUCAAAGGAGGAAGCCACUACCACCACUCGUUCGUUGCCGUAGCUGUUUGAUCGGGAAACGGUACGGAACGAGAGAACGUUGGGUUUUAGACGUGGGUUUAAGCAAAGACGUCUUAUUAUAGAUCGGAAGAGUGUUUCGUCGGUUACAAGGAAAGGAAAUAUGUGAACAGAAAGGUGCCGGAGCCUCGAAGGCUUUGCCGGAGAGAUACAACAAGGCGAGAUAACAAAGGUAAAACCCUAAUCUAGCCGCCCAGUGAGUAUCAGUGAUUUCGGAUCCCUUUCUCGUUGCGUUCCCUUCCCUUUAUAUAGUUGACCUCGUACUCUCCCAUGACCUAGUUUGCGUCGUCUUCGUGGGCUUUUAACUCGUUGGGCCGAGAAGCUCAUGCUGUCUCGAGUGGACAUUAAGUCAAGGACGCUUAGACGCGCGUUUCGAGCCAUCGAGCCGAGACACCGUUUCAUCCUGAGUGGGCUGGGCCGUCUGUUCUUCGGGCCCUGAGGGAUGUCGAAUCCAUCCUCUACAGUAAGUCCCCCCAGUUCAUCGAGAUGAACGUCUCGUUGAUCUUGAUGAAUUUAGAAGGUUAAUGGCUUGGAAGGACAGACGGGUCGCCUCAAAGAUAAAAUGCUGGAUCGGGCAUCGCGAGGCAUCGUUAAGUAUUUCGCUCUGUCGCGCGGUUUGAUCAAGUUUAACCAAACCGUUUUUGGUUUGUUAGAUCCGAUUCUGCCCCAGACGCUGGUUUGACUCGGAGUUGGGUCGGUUAUUUUGGGAAACCGAAUCAACGCUUCGGUUUCCUAGGCGGCUAAAAUACUGUUCCCAGGACCAUGUAGGCCCACGUAGGUAUCAUGAUGACGCCUCGGGGAAGUACCUCAUCUCUCCCUUAUAAAUACUUGAUCGUUUCUCUCCUCCUCUAUUCUUCUCUGCAUUAUCCAGGUACUCUCUCUCUCCUUCCCUCCACUUCUCUCUCUAGGUUGUUGUUGUAAUAUAGAUAGCGAUAUGUCGUCUGGGGGAGGUUAUCUCGCGAACAGAAAUGGAAAGAGGUCGCGACCGUAUCUCGUCCUUUGAGAGACGCGGGCGAGGUUCCGCUCGAGGAGUUCGAACGGGUUCAUCAUGACGCAAUGAUGGACACCGGGAGCCUGGAUCUGUCUCAAAGGAUCCUGGUUUCCGAGUCUGCGCGUUCAUUCCGUCAAGAAGUAAGGGGAAACCAAGCCGAGCCGCAGGCUUGCGAUAGAGACGGUUCUGGCGGUGCGAGAGACGGGGUCCCUCCUGCUGACUAUAUGCCGACGUGCUAUUAUCCUGGGGAGAUCUUCAAGGAGCUGCUGGCGAUAGCUCCCGAGUAUCUGCGCUCUCCGGAUGUGAGCGGUCAGACUUGGGAGAACGUUAUGAAGACGCAAUCAACUCCUAACAGCGUGAAGAGGCUCCUGAGGGAGCGCCGCGGAUUUGGGGUGACUUUCUUGAUUCCUUCGGCGAGCCAAAGGCCUUGGUCGCCGCCAGUUGGGUAUCAAUUCGUCUACGAGUCCUAUUUUCGUGAUGAUACGAAGCUUUGGUUCCCAAUUCCCCGACUAGUCACGGCAUACGCGAGGUGCCGAGAUGCAGCGAAAAGUCAAUUUUUGAACGGUUCGUGGCGUAUUGCAGUUGCUUUGAUGGUUAUGGCUGCCGAGAUCGAUAUCUCGCUGAGCGUUCGUACCUUUGAAGAAUUGACGUCCGUCAGUUCGUUGGAGGAUGGCCUUCUAUCGAUAAAAAUGCGGCCAAGCUACAACGUGAUAGGGGGGCAUCCUAAUAAGACGCUCGAUUGGCAGAGGUCCUAUUUCUUUGUUAAAUGUGAUGAUUCUGCCUUCGAGGACCCUCCAGACGAUGACUACCGUGUCUUGUGGAACACUUUGCUUGCCGACCAUCCGACUUCUCGCGAAUACCCGGAAGAGUUUCUUGCGAACGCUCGUGCUAUCGCGAGACUCGCUCAAGAGCACUGGGAGAACAUUUCUUGGGAGAGGGUUCGCCGUUCGAUCGACCGUAUUUCCAGGAGUAAGUCCAUUUUUUUUUCUUUUCAUAUGUCAUGCUGUGGGCUUCUACUCUCUCCUUGAUGAAUUUUUUUUUUUUACAUAUCCUUUGCAGGGGAUUGGGAUUCGAGUUACCUUCCGUCGGUUAACAAGACCAAGAGACGUAUUUCGCUGUUCACCGGUGAAGAGCAGAAGAAAAUCAACGCAGCAAGGAAGAUGAGGGGCCUUCCGGACCUGAGCGCUAUGAUGGCGGGAGAGCUUGGCUUGUCGCAUGCCGAGCCAUUGGUGCCUCCCAACGAGUUGGCGACUGACGACGUGAACCUCGCGAGUUAUGACCAUCGCGAGUCCUCGCUUGGUGUUGUUGCCGCUGCUCCUAAGAAGAAAAAGAGCAAGAAGAGAGCCCAUGACGAGCCGCCUGUCAAUGAUGAUCGCGAGACUCUUACAGAGGGAGGCGAUCGUUCGGAGGGUGCAGAGCCGUCGACGAAGAAGAGAAAGUAGAAGAAGCGACUAUCUUUGGAGGAUAGCAUCACGGGUCGAGACAGCGGAAUUGCUUCCCCCUCUGCUCCAUCUGAUCCGACUGACGGGCCCUCUCUCAACUUGGCCCUAGCGGAUGAACCUCGAAGCGUCUCACCCGAGGUUCCGCUUCAGAAGAAAAGGUCGAAGCAAACUGGUGAGCAAGGGACGACCAGGCGCCAAGUUUCCCCCGUUGCUAUUUCAUCGAACCCUGGGACGUCGGUCCCCGGUCCAUCGUCUGGUGGUAUUCCGGUCGUAAGGAAGACUUUGAGAGUCGAGUUUCCUGACCGUGUUUUGUUUGAGUAUGACGGGCCAACUCCUCUCGUCUACGCUCCUCACAAAUGCGCAGAAUUGGUUAGCCAGAUCAACUGCGGCCCAAAGCCCUUUCCGCCGGUCGCUGACCUGAUCUUCAAGGAUGAGUAUGUUGACGCCGCUCGCACCAAGUUGUUGUGUGACGGGGUUUCGAACUUCGUCAUCGAGAAAUAUGACUCUGCGCUGAAGGAAGCGCUUGCUGAGUCAGAGAAGCUGAAGAAGACGGUGGUGAGUAAGAGCAGACUCCUCCGUCGAAGGAAGGCGGAGUGGCAGGAGAAGUUCGAGAGGAUGGCUGAGAAGAGGGAUCGCGCGGUUGCCCGGAGGAAAGCUCAGAAGAAGAGAGCCGACACAGCUGAAGAGGAGGUUUCCGUUGCUCGUUCUACCAUCGAGGCUCUGGAGCUGCGGAAGGCCAAUCUUAUGGAGGAGAUAGGAGCAAAGGCCGCGGAGCACAAGAAAGAACUGGACCGCCUUAGAGAUUCGCGGA